UUCCGCAGGAUAUUUGUGAAGUGCUCAAAAGCAAAACAGAAAUUUUCGCAAUCAUGAAGCUGGUGUGGUUUGGAGUGGUUGCCUUGGUGGUCGGAGCUGCAGCUCAGGAACCUGCUGAACAGGAGUUUCAAUACAGUCUAAGGGACUUCAUCAAGCAUUUGAUGAAUCUGGAGAAACUUCGAGAUCAGGAAGCAGAGACGGAGUUCUUGGAUGCUCCAGCAACGAGUCAGCAGCAGCAGAUCGUCUACGACGAACCCGACCCAGCAGCCUUCAUCGGAGCAGAAGCAUUGCAGCACGGCAACGUGUACUCCGUCUACGGCGACAAAUUCGAGUCCGAGGGCAAGUCUUCUUUCCACGCCCGCCCAAAGAGACAAACGAGCUCAUCGUCGUCAGUCGCGAGCUCCGUGCCGCAGACGGACGCCAACGGCAACCGCCUGUCCACCUUUUUCUCCAACGUGACAUCGUUGAAUGACGUGUACGGAUCUGCAAUCGGCACUCGGGCUUUGAGGACCAAGCGCGAAACCCAGGACCACCUUGCGGCCCUCUUGCGACCCAUCCACGAAAUGUUCGGGAUCGUGGACGAGACAACCAGGGCAGUUUUCAAAGACGUCUUGCCCAAGGAUCGGAAUGAUGACCCGUCAGGAGUCAAGCUUGUACCGAUCGCACAACCCAUCUUCGUGCCCAUCCAGUUUGACCCCAGCAGAUUCACUCAAGCCCUGGAAAAGGCCGCCAUGCCUUUCCUGAAGGCAUUCGCCAAUUUGACCAGCGAAUUGGCGCUCGCCGUCAGAGAAACGGCCCCAACAACAGCCCCGGAAGUUCCGUUCCUUCUUGCCAGCUUGUAG
Notodromas monacha is the source of this 842-nucleotide messenger RNA. The record is from the annotation of a GenBank genome assembly. NCBI's taxonomy places the organism in Eukaryota, Metazoa, Arthropoda, Ostracoda, Podocopida, Cyprididae.